UAGCAGCAGCAGCAACAGCGGAGCACAAAACAAAGUAGAGACUAGUAGCAGCAGGUCAUUACAUUUUACAUCUUCUCUGAGAAGCCAAAGCAACGAAAAAGCGUACUCAUUGAGAGAGAAGAACAGCUACGAGAAGAAGAUUCAUCAAUCUUGUUGCUUCUCUUCAAAGCCAGCCAUUCUUGAUUCUUUUAUUCUUUAUGUCCCUCUCUCUCUUUCUAAAUCUUGUGAUCUUUUUUUUAUGCUGAUAGUUUUGCCAUUAAAGCUUUCACGCCAUUUCCCACGAGAAAUCGGUAGUCGGAAAGCUUUUUCACCACCAACCCUAAACCUCACCUCCAGUCUCUUCUCUAUAUAAUAAUACCCCCUCGUCUACUGCUCUCAGCAUCUAUCCUUCUUCACGCCGAGAUCAAACGACAAUGCACCCAUUAAGAUCAUGCUUCUCAGUUCUGUUCGUUGUCUAUCUUCUUCAAUGUAAAUUGUUUUUUGUGCAUUGUAUUUUAGACCCACUUGAUUUCUUAGCUCUACAAUCCGUUAGAAAAUCCUUAGACGACAUGCCUGGUUCCAACUUCUUUGCUUCAUGGGACUUCACUUCUGAUCCUUGCAACUUCGCUGGAGUGUAUUGUGAAUCAGACCGGGUGAUCGCUCUCAACCUGGGCGAUCCUCGUGCAGGGUCUCCUGGUCUAAUAGGCCGACUCGACCCUGCCAUUGGCAAGCUCUCUUCUCUGACUGAACUCUCUGUUGUUCCAGGUCGAAUCAUGGGUUCUCUCCCGCAAUCAAUCUCCCAAUUAAAAGACCUUCGCUUUCUCGCUAUCAGCCGGAACUUCCUCUCCGGCGGGAUACCGGCAACUCUAGGCCAGUUACGUAACCUCAAAACCCUUGAUCUCAGCUACAAUCAGCUCACCGGAGAUAUCCCUCGCUCUAUAGGUACCAUACCAGGGCUCUCCACUGUCAUUCUCUGCCACAACCGCAUCUCCGGUUCGGUCCCCCCAUUUCUCUCAGAAACUCUAACCCGGCUCGAGUUGAAACACAACGAACUCUCUGGUUCCAUCUCGCCAACCUCCCUCCCUCCUUCGCUGCAAUAUCUCUCUCUUUCCUGGAACCGCCUCUCCGGUCCGGUGGACUUGUUAUUGAUCCGGCUCGACCGGUUAAACUAUCUGGACCUGAGUAUGAACCAGUUCUCGGGCUGUAUUCCGAGUCGAAUCUUCUCCUUCCCCAUAACCAACCUUCAACUGCAGAGAAAUUCGUUUUCCGGUCCGGUUCAACCGGGAGUUGAGGUGACAAUACCGACCGUUGAUCUUAGCUACAACAGAUUGUCGGGUGGAGUGUCGCCCAUGUUCUCAACCGUACAGAAUUUGUAUCUGAAUAAUAACCGGUUCAUAGGACAGGUUCCGGGUAGUUUUGUGGACCGGUUACUGGAUGCGAGCAUACAAGUACUUUAUUUGCAGCAUAAUUAUUUAACAGGGAUGCAGAUUAAUCCAACGGUUGAGAUUCCUUUGAGCAGCUCGCUGUGCUUGCAGUAUAAUUGUAUGGUGCCGCCCAUACAGACGCCGUGCCCCUUGAAGGCCGGAAAGCAGAGGACAAGGCCUACCGCACAGUGCAACGAAUGGAGGGGGUAAAUCCUUGAACUGGAGAGGAGGCGCACAAUGCGAAGAAGGUUCUUCAUGCAGAUAGGUUGAUAUUUUUAUUUUAUUUUUUUAUUUUUGAGGGGGGGUUUUUGAUUCGUUAAUUUAUUUUGUUUUGGGAUUGAAUUUGAGAGGUAAAUGAUGGAUAAAUAAGAAGACUGUGGAUACUUGGUGAAAUUGUAGGUAUUUUAAUUAAUGGUCAUGGCUUCUUAUUACGCUGUCAUUAUUUUAUUUUUAUAAUAUAGGUUUAUUUCAGCAACAUUGUGUUGGUUUAUCCUAUGGAUUGUUAUAUUUAUUAUUUUACUGAAGAUAAAAUAUUUUACGUUUUG
This is a messenger RNA of Populus euphratica (Euphrates poplar), 1948 nucleotides long. RefSeq names its product probably inactive leucine-rich repeat receptor-like protein kinase IMK2. Bases 414 to 1613 code for a protein of 399 amino acids. NCBI's taxonomy places the organism in Eukaryota, Viridiplantae, Streptophyta, Magnoliopsida, Malpighiales, Salicaceae. The record is from RefSeq and is a predicted model, not a curated record. The transcript has a single exon. Gene Ontology annotation, molecular function: protein binding.